Frankliniella occidentalis (western flower thrips) is the source of this 2182-nucleotide messenger RNA. RefSeq lists its product as uncharacterized. Gene Ontology annotation, molecular function: protein binding. Lineage: Eukaryota; Metazoa; Arthropoda; Insecta; Thysanoptera; Thripidae. The coding region runs from base 295 to 1617 and encodes 440 amino acids. The record is from RefSeq and is a predicted model, not a curated record. The transcript is spliced from 9 exons.
UUUCACAAUCGAUAUACUCAACAACCUUCUGCUUGUUUAUUUUUUGUUGUGUGUUAGGUUUUCAGGCUCUGGUUUUACUGGCAUGCUAGUUUCGGCAGUUUCUUAUUUAACUGCGUGAAAGUUUAGUUUUCAGUGAUUUGUGUUUCGUAUAGAUUUUCUCUUGAGAUUCAGUUUGUUUUGGGAACUUAUGUUUUGCAGAAUGUGCUAAUAUUAGUUGUGCACUGGGAGGGGCCGUCAACAGUUUAGGACGCCACUAACCACCUUUCGUUGUUCUUACAUUACUGACCGUUGAUAAUGGAAAGUAACAACGGUAGUUCAAAUGGACACCUGCCAGAAGACAAGGCAUCGCCACCAACAGAUGACCCUGCCUCUGACCCAUCUUGUUCGUGCACAUUCAGUUCAGGAAUGAAGAAACGUAUGAUUUGUACUAAGCAAAUGCCAACUAGACCAGCUCGCAGUAUUAACAAUGUUCCUCACAUGAGUUUUGACGAGAAUUUCCGUUUCAAUCAUUUUUCUUGUUCAUUGUGUAAUGGCUACUUUGGGCCAUGUUAUGGAGAACCAGUUUGUGCUACCUGCCAUGCUUUUGUAUAUCCAGUUGACCCUGGCCCCAUGUUUUUCUUCAGUGAGAAGGGGGAUGAUGGUGACUCUGGCAAUGAUGAACCCUCAGACAUGGGUCCGGAGAGGAAUGCAAAUCAAAAUAAUCAAGGUCCUCCACCUCCAGAUCCAGAUGACGAGCCAAGAGAAUUGGUCCCGAUUCCUCCACCAAAUGUUCCUAUCUCACUCCCAAAGCAAUUAGAAUUGCUUUGCAAUCAUCGGGAGGAAGGAGAUAACAUUACUGCAGGACUUGUGGACAACCUUCCCCCAGAGGUGUUACUCACUUUGUUCUCCUACUUGGAUGACUUGUCUCUUUGGACCUGUGCAUAUGUGUGUAAACGAUGGCGUCAUCUGCUCAUGUCCAAUAUUUCUGAUGCUGAUUGGGAGAAAUAUACUUUGCUUAGGUGGCCUCUUUUCAGACAAAUUUAUUUUGUGGAUGACUGGUUUCGUACCUAUGGUGUUAUGUUGACUAGUGCUCCCUGCCGUACCUGUGUCCAGCAAAUGUCUGCUCAGUCAGUGCCUCCUGGUGAAGAAAAUUCAUGGCGUAGAAACCGCCUGAAGAUGGAACUAAAGACUCUCCGAACUGAUCCUCCGGAGGGUAUUGAAGCCAUUCCAUUGGAUGUUAAAUGUUGUCACUGGCAAGCUACCAUACGAGGACCAGCAGAUAGUCCAUACGCAGGAGGUUUAUUUUAUCUUUAUUUACAAGUCCCAUACAGCUAUCCAAUGAGUCCUCCAACUGUCAGGUUUGUAACACGCAUUUUCCAUCCAAAUGUGUCACGCCAUGGAGACGUUGGGAUUGACUCAAUACAACAUAAUUGGAGCUUGGCCUUAACCUUAUCUAAAGUCUUAAUAUCAAUUCAAAGUCUACUGACUGAUCCCUACUGCCAGGUGUGUAUGGAGCCUGAAAUAGGUUCGCUCUACAAGCAGGACAGGAAAAUGUUUGAAAAUAUUGCUCGUGCCUGGACAUGGAGAUAUGCUAUGCAUGAUGCAUUGAAGCCUCAUAAAGAUCCACCUUUCCAUUAAAUAAUUUAUUUCCUGUACAUCAAGUGAAUUAAGAAAUUCAGAUUAUCAAUAAUAUAAUGUUAAACAUAUAACUUUUCCUGUACUUAGGGAAUUACCUUGGAAGACAUUGCUUUUUAAGAAUGAGGAAUAUAUAAAUUCCUACUCAUAUGGAUCUGUAGCUAUAUAUUUCCUUGCUCUUGUAUAACAUUGAUGUCUUGUGAGAGUGAAGCCAAGGGUAUCUAUAUUUAAUUAUGGAGUUUAGAAAAGAAAAUCUCUAACAAUCUCUCAACCAGUGAAUGUAGUGUAACGUGUAACGUGUCUGUCAUCUCUUUCAUCUGUGAUAAAAUUAUAUUGUAGUUUAAGAACCCCCUUCCAGUCUUUGUUUAAGAUUUUACUUUGAUUUAUGAUUUUCUUCACGUUUCAUUACAUGAUUGUUAUGUUUUCUUGUUUUGGUCAAUGUAUUAUUUGAUGUUGAAAAAUUUGUAGAGUCAAAUGUCUAAGAAAUCUUUGAAAAGAAUAUUUUGUACUACUUGUAAGAUGCAAAAUUUUGCAGGUGACACUAGUAAAAUACACAGUGUAAACGGCA